Messenger RNA from Phytomonas sp. Hart1, 1047 nucleotides. NCBI's taxonomy places the organism in Eukaryota, Euglenozoa, Kinetoplastea, Trypanosomatida, Trypanosomatidae. The record is from the annotation of a GenBank genome assembly.
AUGGAGAAAGGAAAAGUGAAUCUUGAUGUUAUGAGCUUUGCGCCUCUUACUUUGACGCAGUUUCUUAUCCAAAGUCAGCCAAAGCAGAGUCGUGGUGCUUUUACACUUUUGAUGAUGGCUCUCCAAACGGCCAUCAAAGUGACCGAAAAAAAUAUUCGAAGGGCAGGAAUGAAAAACAUGUUUGGCGUUAUUGAGGGAGUGCCACAGAACACAUCGGGUGAUCAGCAGGCGAAGCUGGAUGUAAUCUCCAAUAAUGCCUUCAAGGCCUACCUCGGCUCGUCAACUUGCGUUGCCGUCCUUGGGAGCGAGGAAGAGAAAGAUCUCAUCGUCAUCGAUAAAUCCGGCGACUACAUCAUUUUUUUCGAUCCUCUGGAUGGCAGCAGCAACAUUGAUGCCAACGUCACUAUCGGCUCGAUUUGGUGCAUCUGGCGCAUACCACCAGGGGAACAUAUUGAGUUGGAUGGAAAAAACAAAUCUUUACUUCAGAAGCUGAAUGGUAAUGAAAUUGUUUCAGCUGGGUACGUCAUGUAUGGAAGUGCCACGAGCCUUAUCAUGAGUGUUGGACAAGGUGUCGAUGGGUUCACAUUGGACCCAAGAAUUGGUGAGUUUGUUCUCACGCAUCCCCAGAUCAAAAUCCCAAAUGAGCGCGCGAUCUAUAGCGCGAAUGAUGGUUAUUUCAGAAAAUGGGAGCCAUGGUUCAAAAAAUAUGUCAUGCACAUUAAGGAAAACGAAGAAAAGCCAUACUCCUACAGGUAUGUUGGCUCCAUGGUGCCUGAUGUUCAUCGUACCCUGGUUUAUGGAGGCAUCUUUUGUUACCCUCAAACAACGGAUAAGCCAACGGGUAAGUUGCGCCUUUUGUAUGAGGCAGCACCAAUGGCUUACAUCAUAGAGCAGGCUGGCGGGAAGGCCUUGGAUGGAAAGGGUCGUAUCCUAGACCAGAAGGUGGAGUUGAUACAUCAGCGCACUCCUGUUUUUUUAGGCAGUAGCCAAGAAGUGGAUUUCUGUAUGUCUUUCCGCGAUAAAUAUGGGGGUACCUCCGAGAAGUGA